AUGGGAAAACCCAGACCACAAAAGAAGAAGUCCUCCAAAUCCCGUGCAAAAUCCGUCCUCGGCCCUGGUGGCUCAGUCUCGAAACACAAAAUGGCCCAAACUCCUACCGAAAUACUCGAUCAAGCCACGAUCCUCCUACAAACCGGCCGUGUGGAGGAAGCGUUGGAAACUGCGCAGCAAGCGCUUGAACUGACCAACGGCAAUGCGCAGCUGCCCGCAUUGAACCUGCUAGGGGAGAUCAACGUUGAGCUGGGCGAGAUCGAUACCGCUAGGGAAUGUUUUCUGCGUGCCGUUCAGUUGGACCUGGAUGGCUCGAUACCGGAAUCUGAGGGUGGUGGCGCAGAGAAGUUCAUGUGGCUUGCUCAGUUGAGUGAGCAGGGUGGAGUUGAUAGUGUCCAAUGGUUCGAGAAGGGUGUUUCCUCCCUGCGCCAGACUCUCCAGUCACUGGAAGGAAAGACUAGUGCAGAGGAUGUUGCCAAUGCUGAGGAGAAGAAGACCAAGCUGGCGAAUGCACUCUGUGCUGUUGCUGAGAUUUACAUGACUGAUCUUUCUUGGGAAGAAGAUGCAGAAGCUCGAUGCGAGUCACUUAUCACAGAGGCUAUCGCUGCUACACCUGAGGCCCCAGAAAUUCUUCAGACUCUUGCCUCCAUUCGGAUUUCACAAUUGCGCACUGAGGAAGCCCAGGCCGCUCUCAAGAAGAGUGUUAGUCUGUGGAAAGAUUUAGCUCCGGAAGACCCGAAGGUGCCCGAUUUCCCAGUGCGCAUUAGUCUUGCAAGACUUCUCAUGGAGGUGACUCUGGAAUUUGAGGCUCUGGAAGUCCUCGAGCGACUGAUCCUAGAGGACGACCAGAGUGUGGAGGCAUGGUACCUUGGCGGCUGGUGUCUCCAUCUGCUGGCAGAGAAGCAAGAGGCACCAAAGGAUAUCCAAGAAGACGAAAAUGAAUCACCAAGACAUGCUUCCCUGGUCGCAAGCCGUGAGUGGCUGAAACAGAGCUUGAAGCUUUACGAAAAACUGGAAUACGAGGAUGAGCGUCUUCGGGAUCAUGCUUUAGAGCUUGUUCAGGGAAUUGAUCAAGAGAUUGGAGAGGAUAUGGAUGACAGUGAAGCAGAGGGCGAGGGUGAAGAUUGGGAUGGGGAGAUCGAUAUUGAAUCAGAUGAGGAGGAUCACGAGAUGGCUGAUUCAUAA
Messenger RNA from Penicillium odoratum, 1185 nucleotides. RefSeq names its product ACL4 family protein. The transcript has 2 exons. The coding region runs from base 1 to 1185 and encodes 394 amino acids. The record is from RefSeq and is a predicted model, not a curated record. Gene Ontology annotation, molecular function: protein binding. NCBI's taxonomy places the organism in Eukaryota, Fungi, Ascomycota, Eurotiomycetes, Eurotiales, Aspergillaceae.